This is a messenger RNA of Aptenodytes forsteri (emperor penguin), 3717 nucleotides long. RefSeq names its product methyltransferase like 7A (gene TMT1A). The coding region runs from base 2270 to 3010 and encodes 246 amino acids. The record is from RefSeq and is a predicted model, not a curated record. Gene Ontology annotation, molecular function: S-adenosylmethionine-dependent methyltransferase activity. The transcript has 2 exons. NCBI's taxonomy places the organism in Eukaryota, Metazoa, Chordata, Aves, Sphenisciformes, Spheniscidae.
AUGACCGUGAGCACUCCGGGACGCAGGACCUCCCUUCAGUACUCCUUUCGUGCUCUAUAGAAGGUUUUUCACCCUUACAGUCAGCUCAUAUACAGCAGCUGGCUACCCAGAAUAAAAGUAUGGAGAACUUCGUGAGCACCCACAGCGCAUUCGGACUGGGAAUCGCGUUCUUCCAUUUGUUAGACAGGCUUUCUGGAUAGAGCUCCGAAAUAGAGCCGCUGCACAGGGAGCGGGCAAACUGGAAAGAAGUCUAGACAGCACGUUUCGGUCCAAUACAAAAUAAAGGAGGAGGCAGCAUCUUAGAGACUUGAGAAGGGGGAGAGGGAAGAAAGGGAACAGAAGAUACACGCAAGCGAGGACAGAGGGCUCUAAGGGCAGAGAAUAAUGCCCAACUUCUAACAUUUCCGAUACAGGACACAUGCAUAAUAGAUACAGCAUCAGUACAACCAUUUCAUUUCAGCCUUCCCAUUAUGAAAUGUAUCUAUGAGCAGGCGUUUGUUUGCCCGAGCCAGUACAGUCCUCCCUGCCAGGACUUUCGUUUAUUCAGGGAAGUGCUCGUUACACCACCAGGUCACUAGGCAUAGUUCUCACUGGCCAUUAGGUGCUAAUGCUGUCGGCGCAGCUUUAACUUGAAACAGCCGCCUACAAAGCAGAAAACGGAACUUCUCUUUACACUGGGAGAAAAUUGGCAUUUGUUAAAUCAGAUGGCAGAAAUCUCAUCUCCGCUGUAAAAUGCUGUUGCUGUGUCAAAUGCUGUUGCUCUGAGGACAUCAGCCAUGUCCUUAGAGCCCUUUUGUCAUGCUCUACUAACGUGUUUUACCUAUGCUUAAGCUCUUCAUCUUCUAUGCUCCCUCCAAAUCUAGAUCACACCUUAAAGAGGUCUAUUCUAAAAGCCAGGAGUUUCAUUAGAAAUGUUUUCCAGUUGAACUCCCCUACGAUGCCGAGAGAAGGUGCUGCUCUCUCGGCCGCUGUUUAACCUUUUCUGUGAUUUCCUGCAGUAUAGCAGUAAGGAAUUAAAACCUGGUACAGAUUAUACUUGUAAGAAAAUAAUGCAUUAAUGUCUUUAUUUUGUACUCCAUACACAUCCAACUAGUCUACACAGAAAGUAAUUCCCAUUGUUCAAAUUUGUUUCUCUAACGUAGUUGCCACAAGGUGGAGGUAUGAAGGUAUGACAACAGUUUGUUAAUAAAGCAAUCUAAUAACGACACUGCCGUACGCUGGAUUUUAUAUUUGCUUUAUUACCACUAGAGGGAGAAGGCAACUCGUCAGACAACGGGGCUACCUAUCACUCAACAGAAAAACAAAAUUCUCCCAACGCAAUUCGCAAUAGAACUGCCUUCAUUAGGGACCUUAAGUCCUCCUUUCCCUAUACCAGGCUCACCUGGAGCAGGGCAAUUGAAUGCUCGGGGCUAAUCUGCAUCGCUACCAAGUCCUUUGAAAAAGCACUGGCGACUGCAAACCUGAAAAAGUUUUACAGAAUGCAUUUAGCCUAGAAUGGACUGUUCAUUGUUGACUCAAGCUUAUAAAGUUAAUAAAACCAAACCAUAUACUGUAUGCAGUGAUUACUGAAUUAAUAAAUUGUUUUAUCUCUGUUCCAUGAUUCCCAUCAAAGGUCUGAAAGACAACUAAGAACAGCAAGCUCAUUAACUGCAAAGGAGCCCAUACGCGCAUACCAAAGUAUUUUAGGUCUCCACAAAGUGGAAAGACUGAAAACUGCUGCUGCAGAGAAAGCAGGGAGCAAGUAGCUGACUAGCUCGUCCAGCUACUUACAACAGGGUGGUAAAUGAACUCUUAAACAAAUGCAAUGUUAAUCAAACUCCUAACGAAACGCCUACAGCAAAUCCAAAGGUCAGAUUAAUUUCCUUCGGCUCACUAAAGACAACAUACGGUUGCUUUAAGAGAUGUGAACUGUAACCUGAAACUGCUGAACACCAAAUUAGGGCAUCUUAUGACAUUUUGCCAGUGGUUACAGACAAAGUUGUACUGCCCAGUUUAUCCCGGUUACGUAACAGACUGGCAGCGCCUCUUCGGCCGGAGCUGGGACGCUGCGGUAACUGUUGGGUAUGCAGUCCUGUUUCUCCCUUCCUUGCCUGUGACCGGACUUUGAAAUCAGCCUUAGAGAAAAGUCUACCAGAUCAAUCCAAGGAGCUGAAUACGCUUCAAGAGGAACACGGCAAGUACACGAAUGCAGCUCGGUCUGAAUUUCAAGGGCUUUGAUAUACAGAAGAACUAGUUUUGCUCAGUACGGAUCCUCUGCCCCACGCAGGAAAUGACAGAGGCCAGCGUCCUCUUCCUCCGUGCCUGCCUCGCACUGCUUGCCAUGCCCAUCUACCUGCUAUCGUUCCUGGGCAUAUGGGAGCCUUUCUGUAGGAAGAUCUUCUUUCCUUAUUUCUUAGAGAAGUUUUCUGCAGUUCACGAGAGGAAAACAAAGAAGCAGAAACAGGAGCUAUUUCGUAAUCUACCUGACUUCACGAGCCCCUCAGGAGAGCUGAAGCUGCUGGAGAUCGGGACCGGCUGCGGUGCUAACUUCCAGUUCUACCCACCAGGCUGCAAAGUCACGUGCACCGACAUAAACCCCAACUUCCAGCGAGGCCUUUCGAGAAGCAUGAACAAGAACCAGCACGUCCACUACGAGCAUUUCCUAGUAGCUGCAGGAGAAGACCUGCACCAGGUGCCCAGCGGUUCUGUGGAUGCCGUCAUCUGCACCUUGGUCCUCUGCUCUGUGCACAGUGUGAACGGCACCCUGAAGGAGGUACUGCGAGUGCUCAGACCAGGAGGCGCUUUCUAUUUCUUAGAGCACGUGGCCGCUGAUCAUUCCAGCUGGAAGUAUUUUUGGCAGCAGAUCUGCUAUCCGACUUGGAAACUCGUCUUUGAUGGAUGCUGCCUAACGAGAGAGAUAUGGAAGAAUCUCGAACAGGCCAGCUUCUCGGAGCUGAAAUUACAACACAUAAGCGUAGCGCUGCCCUGGACGCCCAUUCAGCCUCACAUCAUCGGGUACGCCGUGAAGUAACUCCCACCGCCCUGCUGGGCCUUCUCCCCUGUCGUCGUGUCCCCCCCCCCAAAUUCCUUGACAUAAUCAACGCAAACAACAGGGCAUAGGCUAAUCCAGACGUCCGAAUCUAGGUAACACGGUGAAGGACUUUAAUUAAGUUUCGGAUUCAAGCAUCAAAUGAGAAGAUAGAGUCAGUUUUCUAAACAUCUUUGAAGCCCCUGUGCUGCUGACGGUGCCUCACUGGCCCCCAGCGCAGCCCAUGGAGGAUCCCGGGAGGAGGCUGCAGGAGAGCGCAAAACAGCCCAGCAGGCAGAAAGGAAAGAAAACGCAUUAAGGGAACUCCUGCCUACGUCUGGUUAACUCCGGGAAGGGAUUCCUUCAGGCCUUCCCCGCGCUGGGAAACAGCCGGGCCUCGGUGAGCCGCUGCACGCCGGCGCUGGGCUCGACCCGCUCCCCUCACCCCACGCUCCGUCACGGCUGUUCACGUUCCAGCCUCACAGAACUAAACGGCCAGAUGCAAACCCUUAGCGCCGAACUUCUGCUCAGCCGCGAGUAUUUAUUUACAUAAAGGCUGGUGGGCGGGAUGGGGGAGGGCAGGCACCCACCCUGCCUCCCCACAUAACACCGAAGCCUCUCGGUCAGUUGGCUGCCUGCCCGCCCCUGCGCGGUUAAUCGGUUCUAACACUGUUGUGCCACUGGAGGAUUAAAAUACUCGUGUUUAACGU